AUGGCAAGUGCCUGUUCAGUGGCAGUGGCCAUCGAUCCGAAGGGGGCAGGCAGUGAUUUUCUAAGAACACCUGCUGCAACCACUUGCAUAUUAGUGACUGUUUCGUUUAUUUGUACUUGUUUUUUAGUAGUUUGUGGAGUUCUCAUCGUCCGAGAAUAUUCUCUGGCGGCCAAAUACGAUUCCACCGAGUGCCACCUAAAAAACGUUAGUUACCUCAGCAGGGAUGUCUCGUGCACCUAUUGCGCCGGUUUCAAGGACAAGAACAAGGACAAGGGAGUUUCCCCGUGCACGCCAUCGCAGUUUCCCUGCGUGCGCAUCACGGUCAGCUACGAACUGAAGGGAAUGUUGAAGGAGGCCCUCAUGCACCCUGACAGCUUGCAAGCCAAUGGCCCCUUUGGACAGUCUAAAAAUACAUUCGAAGCAAGCGUUUUGCAUCAAAAUUUAGCAAGGAAGAAAACAAAUGAGCUUGUAAUCUUGAGUAAGAAAUAUGUUUCGACCAGCCACCGGUGA
Molecule: messenger RNA, 510 nt
Organism: Helobdella robusta
Lineage: Eukaryota; Metazoa; Annelida; Clitellata; Rhynchobdellida; Glossiphoniidae
Exons: 2
Coding region: 1-510 (169 amino acids)
Biological process (GO): potassium ion transport; detection of calcium ion
Cellular component (GO): membrane; voltage-gated potassium channel complex
Molecular function (GO): potassium channel regulator activity; calcium-activated potassium channel activity
Source: RefSeq, a predicted model, not a curated record